Molecule: messenger RNA, 2310 nt
Organism: Metarhizium brunneum ARSEF 3297
Lineage: Eukaryota; Fungi; Ascomycota; Sordariomycetes; Hypocreales; Clavicipitaceae
Gene: Cog3
Product: Conserved oligomeric Golgi complex subunit 3
Biological process (GO): autophagy; cytoplasm to vacuole targeting by the Cvt pathway; intra-Golgi vesicle-mediated transport
Cellular component (GO): COG complex; membrane; cis-Golgi network
Source: RefSeq, a predicted model, not a curated record
AUGUAUGAAGAUUCGUGGUACAGUUUUGUGCCCGAAGUGCCAAAGAAACCAGCCGCGCCUUCCCAGUCCCAAAGCCAUGGACGAAAGGAGUCGCUACUUCAACAGCCAAAUAACAGCUUACAUCUAUCGCAGGGCGAUGUGAAGGACGAGCGGACCGAACGGCUAGACCAUGUUUUUGAGGAGUUGGAAGACACUAAUACUCCGCCGGAACCGACUAUAAUUCGCCGUGCCGCCUCAUACACGGACUUUUACUACGUCGUUCGCGCCCAAUUGACAAAGGAUGGCCAACGGCGACGCAAGAAGAAGCCUGACAAGAAGAGUAGGGCAUGGGAAGCGUUGCUGUUAAAGGGAGAGGACGAUGCUGAUAGAAAUUACUCGGCAUCUGAACCACUUGACCAGGCGUUUGAAAGGCAACUGUUAGAGGAGAGCCAACAAGAGUAUUUAUUGUACUGUGACCAGCUUUCACUAACGGAACGUCAUCUCGACGGUCUCAUAGAUGAUGCUGAUGCCACUCUAGCGCUUCUGACGUCUCUUUCGGACUCCUUCCAAUCAGUGGAUGCACAGACGACGACGUUUCAGGCCCAAUGCGAAGGUCUUCUAAAAGAGAAACAACGAUUGAAGACACUUGCAGAUGAAGUUGAAACCGAUUUAUACUAUUAUCUCUACUUGGACACUGCAACCCGUCGGCUCAACGCUCCAGGCGCCAGUCGACUGGUCGACGACGAAGAAUUUGGCACACUGAUCGGCAAUAUAGAUUCUUGUAUUGACUUCAUGAACCGUCACGAAACAUAUCGGGAACGCGACACGUACCUGGCGCGAUACAGUGCGCUACUCACCAAGGCCUUGCAUCUGUUGGAUCAUGGAUUUUCCACUCGCCUGGAAAAGUCAUCCACAGAGAUUGCUCGUCAAGUUGCGGCGGCGGCAUCCGACUCUGCUCGCCAUGCUUUGGCAUACGGUCGUUUUGCAGAGAUGAUUGCUGAUACGUACUCACUGCUGCCCAACGUACAACAAGUUGUCCGGAAUGCAUACGACCAGUACGGUAGAGCCUUGGAAUCUUCGACAAAGGCCGAUAUUUAUGCCAAUUCAGCCACAAACAUGUUCCAUACCUAUUUGACCACGAGGGACCGAGAUUUGAAAACAAUAACCCAACGUGACCUGGAAGAGUACCAAAAGGCAGCCAAGAGCCUCUCGGUGGAAACAGCAUCUCGCAACUAUGUCAAGCAGCUUUUUGAAAGAAUUUAUAAUGAGGACGCUUUGUUUUUGAAAAUAUUCGGCAUAGAACCAAUGUGGAAUACAGCAACGACAUCGGCCUUCCAAGCUCUCAAGGGAAUCAACACAAUGAUGGUCCACCCAGGUCAUAUUGCGCCCCUUGGGAACACCAUGCAGAGUGUUCUCCAAACAGCCAAGCUGGAAUCGGUUUGCAGUGUUGUGGGGUGGCUGGCAAAUGAAUACUCGGUCGCUGAACAAGAUGAGGAAGAGUCUUACUCUGGACGAAAACACCGCGAGUAUGCGGCAAGAUUACUUGUGGAUCAUCUUUGGCCAUUCACCGACAAUGCCUUUGACGCGGAAAUUACAAAAUCCAUUUCCAAAGCCGCCCUACAAGACCAUGAUUUGAAAAUUGGCCCAGUGGUGGACGGCGUUGCUUCGUCAAAUGCUUAUCCACUUGUCAAGAAAGCCAUUGAGUUACUGUCCAAGUUUGACCACGCAAUGCCAAAGGAACGCUCGUCCAAAAACAGCUCCGUCGUGUUCAAUAUUGUCCGCGAGACCAUUCGAGUACUCCAGCGAGCUGAAGCAAGAAUUCAGUCACUAAAGUCCGGCACGGAUCCUGAUCUCUUCAUGGUGAAGAACCUUCUUAUCGUAAAGAACGAAUUGGUCUCCCUCGAAAUAGGCGAUAUCCGUAAUCAUCCCCAAUCUAUGCAGCAUUUUGGCCAGAUAUGGGAUACCUUGAGCCCAACAAACUGGGUAAGCUUCUUUGGCAGUAUUCUUGGGGGGUCAAUCUGGUCAAGAGGCGCGCCAUCCGUAACAGCCAAAACGCUCACGGCAGAGGAUAUGAGUGAGCAGCUGGACGAAUUGCUCCGACAAUCAAUCUAUGCAUUCACAAAGCGGUGGGCAACGCUAAUUAACGAUUCAACGAACCGCAAAACCGGGGUCAAACCGAUUGCCAAGGUGGAGGCUGAGCUGGAGUCUAUUCUUGAUACGGCAUUCAGUAAUCAGCCUGAAGUGAUUGCGAAGCUCAAGGAAGCUAUCAAGCUCAAUGCGCAAGCGCAAAAUAAUGUAAAAGAUGAAAAACAAGGUGUGAAACGGUAUUAG